AUUCUAAAAUUGUUUUUAGCGAAAACUGGUAUUUGAGAAAAAUUCGAUAAUGGUUCCUUAAAUAUUACAACAUUGAUUACUAAUAAUAUAUAUAUUUAUAUAUACAUAUAAAAUAUAAUUCAAAAAAUAUAUUAUAAAGAAUGUUUUCAGGUGAAAAACCAACAAAAAAACGAAUUACUGCAAGAAAAAGAGGAGAAAAAAGAGGUAUUUGCCUUUUUGUCCCUAGUACUUUGGCAGAAUUAACUCAGGUGUUAACAAAAAAGCUAAGUCUGAAAGUAGAUUCAUUAUAUACUGAAAGUGGAGGUUUAAUUGAUUCGAUAGAAUUAAUUAGAGACAAUGAUAUUGUUGAAGUUGAAAUUAACAACAAGGAGGAUAAACUCUCAAAUCUUCAAGAAACUACAAAAGCGGACAAUGACUGGAUAACUCUUAAUGUGGGUGGAGUUAAAUUCAUGACUACUAGGACAACAUUAGCAUCUCGCGAACCGGAAUCAAUGUUUGGCUGUAUGUUUCAACAUGAUAGGCCAUUUACGUGGAAAAGUACAACUGACGAUAGCAAUGCUUUUCUCAUUGAUAGGAGUCCAAAGUACUUUGAACCAAUUCUUAAUUACUUGAGACACGGUCAGUUAAUUUUUGAUGAUGGCCUUUCCAUCGAAGGUGUUCUAGAGGAAGCAAGAUUCUAUAAUAUUGUUAGUUUAGUUGAGAUUUUAGAAAAGAAAGUUCAAGAGGAAAGGAAAACUGAAUUUCAAAUUACCAGAGAACUCUUCUGUAAGAGACUUCUUGCUACGCAAUCAAAUGUGGAACUACGCUGUCAAGGCAUGAACUUUGAAGGAUGUGACUUAUCCAGAUUAGACUUAAAAAGAAUUAAUUUCCGUUACGCUAAUUUGAAAAAUUCAAAUCUAGAAGGAGCAAAUUUUGCAUUUUGUGAUAUGGAAAGAGCUAAUUUAUCAGGUGCCCAACUGGAUGGAGCUGCACUUAUGGGGGCCCGAAUGCUAUGUAUUAAUUUGGAAGGAGCAUGUAUGCGGGGUUGUAACCUAGAAGAACCGAAUGGCCAGAGAACCAACUUAGAAGGAGCCAAUUUGAAAGGAGUAAAUCUUUCGGGAAGUUCAUUGGCUGGCGCAAACCUGCGAGUAGCUAAAUUAAAAAAAGCCGAUUUAAGAAAUUGUGAUUUAAGAGGUGCAGUAUUAGCCGGAGCUGAUUUGGAGUCUUGCGAUCUAUCUGGAUGUGAUCUUCAGGAGGCAAAUUUGAGGGGAGCAAACUUGAAAGAUGCAAUAUUUGAAUUAAUGAUUAGUCCUCUGCACAUGAGUCAAGCCCUAUAAGAAUAUUUUUAUUGUCUUUUCAAUUAUUGGACUGUAUAUAUUUUUCCUUAUAGCAAGCUUACUCAACAAUUGAAGAAAUAAUUUCGCAUUUCUAUUUUUAAUAUUUUUCCUUGAAUGUAAUUUAUGAUGCACAAAUGAAUGAUAUAUGGUCUUAGGAUUUUUUGAUAUCUCUAUAAACUUUGUAAUUGUAUUUUAUUAAUAGAAAUACUCUGGCAGUUAUCGAAACGUUUCCAUCACCUAUAUGAGAUUAAAAUCCCUAAGGAAAAACAAACAAAUUCCAUUGAUAAUUUGCUUCUACAUUUGAUAAAUUUCGCAUUAUUUUCUCUAUACAGAAAAUCAAAUGUAAAAGAAAAACUUUGAAUACGAAAGGGAAAAGAUAGAAUUUAUUUCAAACAACAUAAAAAAUUAACUUUUUAGGGCAAAGAGAAAAUUUCACACAAGUCAAAUAUAUUUAUACAUUUCGCACUAAUAAUAGAUUAACAGAUUAAUCAGUUAUUCCUUCAAAAUAAGGUACUGCUGUAGAAGAAAGGCUCCUUCUUUUCUCUCUUAGGAGGACUAGCAAAGAAAAAUUUGGAUAUUUUAAUUAGAUACUAAACCUGGAAGAAACAACGGGAGACCAUGUUUUCUAAAGUGCAAUUAACGUUCGGUUCGUGUAGGUAAUCAAUUAAGAAUUUUCCCUUAGCUUUAGGUGGUUUCUCACAUCUUCCGGGUAUAAAACUCCAUUUGCCAGGGUGUCUUUCCUCUUUAGGCCAUAGAGAAUUGACUUUUGUUCGUAAAUUGUCAACAACAUACAAAAAUUUGCACCUGCAAUUCCAUGGAUUUUCUCUAAGGUUUAAAAACUUUAGUUCUUUUAUUCUUUUAAAUAAACAGAAUGAAAAUGUCUCCAAACGGUUAUAAGAGACGUCCAAGUAUUUCAAAUUUUUCAUCUUAUUAAUAUCCAAUGCUCCUGCCUGAAUGUGCUCAAUGUUAUUAUCUGAUAAGUCGAGAAAUUUUAGAUUAAUUAAGUCAUCCAUUGCUCCAACGUCUAAAAGUGCUAAGGAGCCUUCGUGAACUGACAAAACAGUAAGAUUCCUAAGAUUAGAUAAAGCCCUUUUCUGAAGUCGAAAAAAUGAAUUAUGACCCAAGUAUAAUUUUUCCAAUUGUGACAAUUGAUCAAAAAUAAAAGGCUGUAUGUUUUUAAUGCGAUUUCCUCUUAGAUCCAGAUGCUUUAAGUAUUUCAUGGUUUUAAACCAAUCCUUUUCUAUUGAUUUUAUUGCACAGUAUCCAAUAUCUAAAUGUAUUAAAGACUCUAAGGGAAGAAAUAAAUUAGGACGGAUUAUCCAUAUAGGAUUUCCAGAUAGCUUUAAGCUUUCCAAAUUCCUCAAAUCCUUAAAUAAUCCACCUGGUAAUAUAUUCAAUGAAUUAUCACUUAAGGAUAAAUUUUUCAAAUUGUAUAAUCCCUUAAAUAUUUGAUGUCGAAGUUGCCGUAUUUUACACCAUUCCAAAUUAAGUGUUUGUAGAAAAUUUGUUGUUUUUGUUUGAAAUGCUAGAAUAUUCAAACCAAUUUCAAAUGAGUUACCUUGCAAAUCCAACGAUUGUACUUUGUCACCGUCAAAGGCAUAGGCUGGAAGAUGACUCAAGUCAGCAUAUGCAAAAGAAACUAAAGGAAGAACGUAUGGUGUUUUUGGGAGACGAGGCAAAUAUCCAUUAAUACUUCCGCAAAUUGCUCUUUGAAUGAGACCCUUCUCAUUAACUACGCAACGACACAGAGGUGAGGAAUCACAUUGAGUAAUUUUCGAAAAUGAUUUCACUCCGGAACAAAAUAAAAGUAGGAACAGGAGAAGAAUCAUUGUUAUGUUGGCAGAAGAAUCUUGUAGUGUGAGUCAAUUUGCACCUUGGUAUAGGAAAUAAAGGGCUGAUUUAGAGGAGGAAAAACUGUCUUUUAGUUUGGUAAUCUUUUACUGAGAUGUAA
Molecule: messenger RNA, 3267 nt
Organism: Dimorphilus gyrociliatus
Lineage: Eukaryota; Metazoa; Annelida; Polychaeta; Dinophilidae
Source: the annotation of a GenBank genome assembly